CGGAAGCGGGAGCUCGGGCCUCGGCAAGGGUCUGAGAGAGAGGGGGAGGCCAGCCGAGAGGCCCUUACAGUUUAGAGUCCUGGGCCUUGUAGCGCGAUAACAAUAACGAUAAGGUUUCCUGGAAGCUUAAUUUGUGUUCGACGCUGCUAAGCGCUUUACGUAUUUUGGCUUUCCUCCUCACCACAGUUCUGUGAGGCAGAGGUGGAAGAGACACUGAAGCGACUUCAGAGCCAGAAGGGAGUACAGGGAAUCAUCGUGGUGAACACAGAAGGCAUUCCCAUCAAGAGCACCAUGGACAAUCCCACCACCACACAGUAUGCCAACCUCAUGCACAACUUCAUCUUGAAGGCCCGGAGCACCGUGCGUGAAAUCGACCCCCAGAAUGACCUCACCUUUCUUCGAAUUCGCUCCAAGAAAAAUGAAAUUAUGGUUGCACCAGAUAAAGACUAUUUCCUGAUUGUGAUUCAGAAUCCAACUGAAUAAGCCACUCUCUUGGCUCCGUGCAUCAUUCCUUAAUUUAAUAGCCCCCAAGAAUAAUAAUGUUAAGCAUGUCAACCAACUGGCAGGUGGAAAUCACCUUUGAGCCUACUUAGACCAGUCCAGUGACCAAAGUCAUCAAAGUCGUCCCUCUGCUGGCCAGUCACCCUUGAGUUCUUGGGUGGGCCUUCUUUCCUCAUCUCCAGAUUUUGGAGCAAGAGCUUUGAGUAGUCCACACCCUGCUUCCUUCUGACCUUCAGCUCACUUUGUCACCCUUGGAAAAGGCUGUUUUUCUUUAACUAAAAAUAACUGAAAUGCUUA
Messenger RNA from Puma concolor (puma), 798 nucleotides. It is a transcript of the gene DYNLRB1, whose product is annotated as dynein light chain roadblock-type 1. Lineage: Eukaryota; Metazoa; Chordata; Mammalia; Carnivora; Felidae. The record is from RefSeq and is a predicted model, not a curated record.